AUGUCCAAUGUGUCAUCCCCCGCUGCCACCUCCGCACACAUGUUUCGUUUAGAAGCAUCUUACACUGAAUUUCGAAACCCUGCCCAAUCUUCCGCCAGGCUGUUUGAUGGUCCCUUUGUCACCGGCUGCUCAGCCUUCUUCAUUGAGAAGAGAUCUGCCCUCAUCCCACCCUCCCCGCCCUCAUCCCACCCUCCCCGCCCUCAUCCCACCCUCCCCGCCCUCAUCCCACCCUCCCCGCCCUCAUCCCACCCUCCCCGCCCUCAUCCCACCCUCCCCGCCCUCAUCCCACCCUCCCCGCCCUCAUCCCACCCUCCCCGCCCUCAUCCCACCCUCCCCGCCCUCAGCCCACCCUCCCCGCCCUCAUCCCACCCUCCCCGCCCUCAUCCCACCCUCCCCGCCCUCAUCCCACCCUCCCCGCCCUCAUCCCACCCUCCCCGCCCUCAUCCCACCCUCCCCGCCCUCAUCCCACCCUCCCCGCCCUCAUCCCACCCUCCCCGCCCUCAUCCCACCCUCCCCGCCCUCAUCCCACCCUCCCCGCCCUCAGCCCACCCUCCCCGCCCUCAUCCCACCCUCCCCGCCCUCAUCCCACCCUCCCCGCCCUCAUCCCACCCUCCCCGCCCUCAUCCCACCCUCCCCGCCCUCAUCCCACCCUCCCCGCCCUCAUCCCUCCCUCCCCGCCCUCAUCCCACCCUCCCCGCCCUCAGCCCACCCUCCCCGCCCUCAUCCCACCCUCCCCGCCCCACCCUCCCCGCCCUCAUCCCACCCUCCCCGCCCUCAUCCCACCCUCCCCGCCCUCAUCCCACCCUCCCCGCCCUCAUCCCACCCUCCCCGCCCUCAUCCCACCCUCCCCGCCCUCAUCCCACCCUCCCCGCCCUCAUCCCACCCUCCCCGCCCUUAUCCCACCCUCCCCGCCCUCAUCCCACCCUCCCCGCCCUCAUCCCACCCUCCCCGCCCUCAUCCCACCCUCCCCGCCCUCAUCCCACCCUCCCCGCCCUCAUCCCACCCUCCCCGCCCUCAUCCCACCCUCCCCGCCCUCAUCCCACCCUCCCCGCCCUCAUCCCACCCUCCCCGCCCUCAGCCCACCCUCCCCGCCCUCAUCCCACCCUCCCCGCCCUCAUCCCACCCUCCCCGCCCUCAUCCCACCCUCCCCGCCCUCAUCCCACCCUCCCCGCCCUCAUCCCACCCUCCCCGCCCUCAUCCCACCCUCCCCGCCCUCAUCCCACCCUCCCCGCCCUCAUCCCACCCUCCCCGCCCUCAUCCCACCCUCCCCGCCCUCAUCCCACCCCCCCUGCCCUCAUUGUCCCCCGCCACCAACCUGUCGUCAUGAUCACGAACGCGGUUCGACUCAACGUGGAACCCACGGAUUCUUAG
This is a messenger RNA of Closterium sp. Yama58-4, 1371 nucleotides long. Lineage: Eukaryota; Viridiplantae; Streptophyta; Zygnematophyceae; Desmidiales; Closteriaceae. The record is from the annotation of a GenBank genome assembly.